Molecule: messenger RNA, 719 nt
Organism: Aspergillus ruber CBS 135680
Lineage: Eukaryota; Fungi; Ascomycota; Eurotiomycetes; Eurotiales; Aspergillaceae
Exons: 1
Coding region: 77-301 (74 amino acids)
Source: RefSeq, a predicted model, not a curated record
CCGAAACACCAGCAAACAUACUUCAAAACUCUACCAAUCGUCGAACCUAAAACCGGCUGUCAAAUGUAGUUGGCACAUGUCUGCAUGCCUUGGCCGCGUGUCGCUGGUAUCACUGAUCCCAUGGUUCGCCGCUGCAAGUGUACCAAGUUUCAUUUCCCUGGGACAUGGAUUCUCAUGGUUCCAUGGAUACGGACACAUAUUGUCGCAAAUAAACGUGUGUAACUAUUUUAUCCGGAUUUAUCCUCAACCGGCCUGCCGAGGAGAGUUGACCGGUUCACGGGAUCUGCGCGGUGAUCUCUAAGUGGGAUACUGUUCUGUCCGCUGUGGGAAAACGUGUGUUGCCGUGCACUCCGGAGACAGUGGAGUCUAGCAGAGGAAGGUAUUAAACUUUGCUUUGGAGUCGCUUGUGCAAAGUUUGUUCGGGGGCUGUCGUGGAGGUGACCUUGUUGACCGUUGGACUAGUACAGUUUUAUAUUUAGGAGAUUUUGGAGUAGAGCUGGAACUGGAGUGCAUGCACGUGGUCUUGGGGCUAAUUGCUGUCUUGCUUUAGGUGCAUGUUUGGGACCUACCUUAUUUGGUUCCGGAGAAGGGUUAAGGUGAAAUGCCUGUGUUAUGAGCUUGGUGAAUAGCUGGUUGUGCGAUUGAAGUAUUGUGUACAGCGUCCACAUGUAUCUGUAUGUAGUAACUCCAUUCCAACGUAUUGACCGUAUUCAACGGAG